Molecule: messenger RNA, 1800 nt
Organism: Ictidomys tridecemlineatus (thirteen-lined ground squirrel)
Lineage: Eukaryota; Metazoa; Chordata; Mammalia; Rodentia; Sciuridae
Product: lipopolysaccharide-binding protein
Biological process (GO): innate immune response; macrophage activation involved in immune response; defense response to Gram-positive bacterium
Molecular function (GO): lipopolysaccharide binding
Source: RefSeq, a predicted model, not a curated record
CCUUUGGUAAGGGAGGCUCCUAUGAAGAGCUUCUGACCAACCUCUGCAGAGGAAGGAACUGAGGAGGGCAAGGAUGAUGGCCAGACCGUACCAUGUAGUAGUGGUCCUAUUGCUGCUGGAAAGUUCCGCCAGGUUUGGAGAAGGAGCUUCUAAUCCUGGAGUUGUGGCCAGGAUCACCAGAAAAGGCCUGGAAUAUGCAAACCAGUACGCAGUGGCCACCCUGAGAAAGGAGCUGCCGGCCAUCAGGUUGCCUGACUUCUCAGGAAGCUUCAAGAUUGGUUGGUUUGGACGGGUGAGCUACAAUUUUCACAGCCUGAAGAUCCAUCGCUUCGAGGUCCGAAACUCAGAUCUGAGUCUACUUCCAGGGCUGGGAAUCAGAGCUUCCCUGUCCAACAACGAUCUGUCUAUGGGUGGGAACUGGAAGGUGAAAAAAGGAUUCAUCAACCUGAAAGGCUCGUUUGAUCUGAAGGUGGAUGGCAUUUCCAUCUCAGUCUCUCUGAACUUGGGCAAGGACGAGACUGGGCGACCCACGGCCUCCGUACACCACUGCAGCAACUCCAUUGGCCGAGUGAGCGUCCGCAUUUCUGGAAGCUUAAGAUGGAUCCUGAAUCUCUUCCAUAAAAGAAUUGAAAGCAGUAUCAAAAGAAUCUUGGAAAACCAGAUCUGCCAAGUGGUCAAGAAGUCAUCAGACUCACACCUGAAGCCCUACCUCCAGACUCUGCCAGUCACCCUGAUGAUUGACCAGGUUGCUGGUAUUGACUACAGACUGUUUGGAGCUCCCCAGGUGACCUCUAAAAGUGUGGACAUACCCAUCAAGGGUGAAUUCUUCAGCCAAAGCCAACGCACCCCAGUCCCUUUCGAUGCCCCAGCCAUGAUGCUGCCCCAACAAUAUGACCGCAUGGUCUACUUCGCAGUCUCCGAGUACGUCUUCAACACCGCCACCAGGGUCUACCACCAGGCUGGGCUCCUGAAUGUCACCAUCUCAAAUGGGCACCUGGCCGGGUUGUUCCCCAAUAUGCAAGUACAAUUGGAGGCAUCCCCUGAAUCAGAGCCGCACCUGUGGUUCACUCCUGGAAAUGUGACCAUUGCUCCUGUGAUGGACGUCCAAGCCUUCAGCAUCCUGCCCAACUCCUCUGACCGCAGGCCACUCUUCCAGCUCAGGGUGAAAACCAACUUCUCCAUCUCCAUCAGCGUGAACUCCGAUAGGAUCGUUGGCUCAGUGUCCCCAGAAAGUGAGCUGAAACUCGAAUUGAAACACUCCAACAUCGGUUCUGUCGACGUGGAGGAGAUGGAAACCAUCUUCAACCUCUUUGCACGUGAGGUCAUCUACCCCUCUAUCAAUGCCCAGCUCAAAAAGGGAUUUCCACUCCCAGUUCCAAAGAACAUCUUCCUCAACAGUGUGGAGCUCCAGAUUCACGAGAACUUCUUGCUUUUAGGGGCCAACAUCAAUUAGACUGUGGCUAGAGGAGUGACCAUAUCACAGCCGGACCUGCCCUUGACCCAGUGGAGGCUCAAAGGCUGCAGCUACUCUCCCCAUGAGCUCCUGCUGCCCUACUGACAGUUGUCACCAGAGAACCUAUGACAUCUGAAGACACAUCUGACCUGGAGACACCUUCCCAACUUUCCUCCUCCUUUUUCUCCUUCCCCCGCCCCCAGGUGUUUUCUUUGGAUCCCCUGCUUUACCCUGGGGAGCUCAACCUGACUCCAUACUAGUCUACACUAGAAUCUACUUCCAUUAAGGAAAAAAGCACCAGCAGUGGCCAGGCACCAAGCAGCCCAAAUUAAACACAGAGCAACUAA